AUGCACAGUUUCAAUAACGGCAUGCCUUUUCAAACAGGCUAUCUCUCUGGUUACUACGCUCCGGAGGGUUAUCAAAUUCAUCCUCACCAUCUCCCAUGCCACCUACAACAGCAGUUCCAGCUCGCGACGGAGCCUCGACAAGUUGCCGGCAGCCAGUCAGCAGCCUCUGGUGGCUCCACCUCGGCCUCCUCUAAAAUGUGCUCCCCCCAUCUCCUGACGCAUCACCAGACCCGCACUGUCUGCGUGCCGGUACAACAGAUGGGAGCUAAGCAUGGAGGUCCAGGAAGUAGCCUCGGUAGUAGCGGCAGUUGUGGGCAAUCUAUGAUAGCGUCCCAUCCACCCAUGAUCGGUGGCCUGCAUGGAUACAUGACCGGUGAAACCGUUUCCAGUAACGAAUCUGCUAAUUCUGCGUCUUCAAACUACCCCCCAUCAGUUCACCAUCAAAUAAAACUUGGCCACUCUGCGGUCAAGUCGAUGUCUAACAGUUCCGGAUCCCACUGCAGUAGCCGGGCAUUCCCAGGUCUAAAUCCCGCCUCAAUGUAUCAUUCCCCUGAACCCCUUCAUAUCGCGCCCCAACCAUGCCUUGCAAACAGCCACUUUGAGCAGCGCUCGAGCAUUGGUGACAACAUGACUUACUCAGAGGUGAAUUCACUCACAGAUGUGAGGGACGCCGAUAAUGAAGAGGAAACAGACUUCGACGACAGCCGUAGCUGCUCCGUGUAUGGUCAAGCAUCCUCCAUUGGUAAACUGAGUUUUUCCCACUCCUCGGCCCAUAGUCAUCAGCGAGUUGCCAAAGCCUCCGUUCAUUCGCCGUCCCCUGAAUCGCCAAAGCCCAUUGCAUAA
Mesocestoides corti is the source of this 843-nucleotide messenger RNA. The record is from the annotation of a GenBank genome assembly. NCBI's taxonomy places the organism in Eukaryota, Metazoa, Platyhelminthes, Cestoda, Cyclophyllidea, Mesocestoididae.